UCUUACAACAGAUCUGAGAAUGUUAUGGUGUUACCAAGGCUCUAGCGCUUCACAAAAUCUUCCUCCUAGACUCUGAAGGUUCAUCAUGGCAACGCUGAGAAGCUGUCUGCUUCUCUUCAUUAUCUUCUCCAUGGGGAAUACAGCAGUGAAUGUUACAAGAAAUGCUAAUAGACUGGGUGCAGUUGGUUUAUCCAGAAGAUGCCCCACUACAUGGACAAAACUUGGACUCCGAUGCUACAAGGUUAUUCCUGAUCUGACUAACUGGAUCACAGCAGAGAGAAACUGUCAAAGUCUUGGUGCGAAUCUCGCAUCUGUGCGUAAUAAACUGGAAAAUAAAUUCAUGCUGAGUCUGUUGCCUUCUACCACACGUACUUGGAUUGGUGGUCAUGAUGCUGUACAAGAAGGACACUGGUUGUGGAGUGAUGGAUCUGUGUUUUCGUACACCAACUGGUGGUCUGGAGAACCCAACAAUGCUGGUGUUCCUGAAAAUUACCAGGGUGCCGAGGACUGUUUGGAGAUCAACUUUUCCUCUGACCAUUGCUGGAAUGAUUCUCCCUGUUCAAGCUUAUUAUCCUCUAUCUGUGUUAAGGACCUGUGAGAACGUUAUCCUGCUCCACGGUUACUUUGAUUGCACUAUAUGUUUAUUCUGAAAUCAAAUCUCUUCUAAACUUUAACCUCUUUUCAAUAUCUUCUCUGAAACACUCCUCAAAUUAAUAAAAGCA
Pimephales promelas (fathead minnow) is the source of this 722-nucleotide messenger RNA. The record is from RefSeq and is a predicted model, not a curated record. Lineage: Eukaryota; Metazoa; Chordata; Actinopteri; Cypriniformes; Leuciscidae.